Arachis ipaensis is the source of this 1437-nucleotide messenger RNA. The record is from RefSeq and is a predicted model, not a curated record. NCBI's taxonomy places the organism in Eukaryota, Viridiplantae, Streptophyta, Magnoliopsida, Fabales, Fabaceae.
CCCAAUUAACUGUGCUGAACAGAUGGCACUUUCCCAUGCGGCUGCUUCUUCUUCUUCCUCACCUCUCACUACUCGAUAUGAUGUUUUUAUCAGUUUCAGAGGCGAGGACACGCGUAAUGGUUUUACCAGCCAUCUUCAUUCUGCUCUCCUCAGAAAUCAGAUCGAGACGUUCAUAGAUUACAGAAUCCCCAAAGGAGGUGUCGUCUGGAACGAACUUGUUGAAGCCAUCAGAGACUCAAAGUUGUUUGUUGUUAUCUUCUCCGAAAACUAUGCUUCGUCUAGCUGGUGCUUGAGAGAGCUGGUUGAGAUCAUGGAGUGCAAGAAAAAGAAUGAACAAGUUAUUGUGAUUCCAGUGUUCUAUAAGAUAGAGGCCACACAUGUUCGCAAGCAGAGUGGAAGUUACCGCAGAGCCUUUGAUGAGCAUGAGAGAUCCUCCAACCGUAAACAUGUGCACCAAUGGAGGACGGCACUCACUCAAGCUUCGAAUCUCUCUGGCUUCCCUUGCGAUCACCACAGGUAAGAAGCAGAGUUGAUUGAUAAAAUUGUGGAAGCAAUUUUUCCAAAUCUGAAUAACAAUUGCUAUAGAGAUGAACUCAAAAGUCCUUUUAUUUGUAAUAGAAACUAUACUUAUGUUAAAUCCUUAUUGAAAUUCAAGUCGGAAAAAGUUCUUGUGAUUGGAAUUUGGGGCAUGGCCGGUAUUGGCAAGACAACUAUUGCUACUACUCUCUUUCAUGAGUGUUCUUCAGAAUACGAAGGUCAUUGUUUCUUAACCUUUUCAAAAAAAUUAGAAGAAAAGGGUCUUAACCACAUAUGAGUUAAACUUCUUUCUCGGUUGUUAAAUCAAGAUCUUCGUAUCGAUAAUAUUCGAGUAAUACACUCUAGUAUUAUCCGUAAAAUCGAGCAUAGGAGGAUUUUUGUUGUGCUAGAUGAUGUGACUAAUUCACAAAUUACAGCCGAUUUAAUUCAACUCUUUCGUAAUUGUCUGAGUUCUGAUAGUAGAAUCAUUUUGACAACAAGGGAUAAAAAUGUGCUUACAAGUGGAGGAGUUGAAGAAAUCCAUGAAGUGAAAGAAAUGAAUUUUGAGGACUCUCUUAAACUUUUUAGCCAUAAUGCCUUUAGUGAUUCUCAUCCUAAAGAGGAUUAUUAUGAGCUAUCAACAAGAGUCGUAGCAGAUUAUGCCAAAGGAAUACCAUUAGCACUAAAAAUUUUGGGAUCAUUUCUUCGAACCAAAGAAGAAAGUGAAUGGGAUAGUGCAUUGAAUAAGCUAAGAAAGUAUCCCAAUGCCGAUAUUCAGCAAGUGUUGAGGUUGAGUUAUGAUGCAUUAGAUGAUGAUGAAAAAAACAUUCUUUUAGAUGUUGCAUGCUUUUUCCACGGACAAGAAAUGGAGAACGUAACAAGAAUAUUAAUUUCUUGUGGUUACUUUGCAGACAUAGGGAU